Anopheles darlingi is the source of this 871-nucleotide messenger RNA. RefSeq names its product lysozyme 2-like. Lineage: Eukaryota; Metazoa; Arthropoda; Insecta; Diptera; Culicidae. The record is from RefSeq and is a predicted model, not a curated record. The transcript has 2 exons. The coding region runs from base 128 to 571 and encodes 147 amino acids. Gene Ontology annotation, molecular function: lysozyme activity.
UUGUGAUUUAACACAGUUUCUAAUCAGUAUCCUGGCAUCUGUAAGUGUACUCGGACGUGUGUGGCGCUCGAACUAGUUGAACAUAAAUUAUUUGUGCUCGUCGCCCCUUGGCCCAAAAAGUUUUCUGAUGAUUUCGUGUUGGUUGCUGGCAUUGCCUUUGGCAGUAAGCGGGAUUUUCCUAUCAAAUCUCAACAGCUCCUGUCUCCGUUGUAUGUGCGAAGCUUCCACUGGAUGCGGUGGACAAGUUACAGAGUGCAGACAAACAUAUUGCGGUCCGUUUUCUAUUUCACGGGCUUACUGGAUGGAUGCUGGUCAGGUUGUGCUGCCGCACGACACGCCAACACGCUGGGGUGCAUUUGAAGACUGUGCAAAUGACUACAACUGUGCUACUGACAUCAUCAAUCAGUACAUGGAGAAGUACGGCACGGACUGUAACAACGAUGGAGUAGUCGAUUGUGUCGACUACACUAUGCUGCACAUCAACGGUGGCCCACUGUGUCACCAGCCGUUACGGGGAGCCUUUGCUAACAGCUUCUCAAAGUGUAUGCGCAACGCGAUCCGUAAAUUAUAAGUUUGGCUACUGAGUGCAAUGUAGCUUCUGGAUAUAUUAAAAUUGGUUCAACAUUGUUUAGCAGGAGUUUGAAUAUUCGGAUGCGUACAGUGUUUUUUUAAAUAAAGAAAUCUUCUCUAACUAUUUAUUCGGAACUAUUACAUCUCCGAUGGGAACUUGUAGCAAAGAGUAAAUUUAAACAGUUAAUAAAACAAGAAUCGAGUGAAGCGUCAGCGAAACAAAACAUCAUCAUUAUCAUCCCAGAUCAAGAGUUCAAGUGCCUGUGAUUAUUAAUAGCUUCAUAGUUCAUACUAAGUUUCA